This is a messenger RNA of Arvicanthis niloticus (Nile rat), 3926 nucleotides long. RefSeq names its product cAMP regulated phosphoprotein 21 (gene Arpp21). Gene Ontology annotation, cellular component: cytoplasm. Lineage: Eukaryota; Metazoa; Chordata; Mammalia; Rodentia; Muridae. The record is from RefSeq and is a predicted model, not a curated record. Gene Ontology annotation, molecular function: nucleic acid binding.
GAGAGAGAGAGAGAGAGAGAGAGAGAGAGAGAGAGAGAGAAGGGAAGAGAGGGAGAAGAGAGGGAGAAGAGAGGGAGAAGAGAGGGAGAACUCAGUGGGCAGAAGGACAGCGGGGAGGGACAGGGACAGCCAGCUCAGCGCACUCGCCCCCUGCAGUCACCUCCUCCCACCUGACCUGGGGAAGUGGCCAGAGUGCAAAGUAGCAAAGUAUCAGAGACGCUGCGGGCUCCAACAACAAUCACCUGGUCCCCGCAUUGCUGGUGGGACCGCAGGUCGCAGAGGGGCGGACAGAUCAGCGCAAGGACUGGCUGCAGGAGACGGAGGCUACUCCCAAGAGAGAGGAGCGGAGCAAAGCCUGGACACCACCCUCUCACCCCCUUUCCUGAAGCAGACAGACAGACAGGCAAAUAGACAGACAGGAGCUCAGCAGCCUGGGGUGAUAUACAGGCUCUCUAGCAGCGACGACCUCCAAGCGUCCGGAGCGGCGACAGUCCGACAGCCGCAGCCACCACGAGUUCCCCACCAGCGCUGUGCCUGGGCAGCGCUAGGACCCCUGCCUCCAAGCCGAGGGCUCCUUUUGCUAGCAGUUAAAUAAAUCGACCAAACAACAAAGGCAAGCCACAAACCAAACUGACCCAACCAAAGCAUUCACUGAGAAACAAUACUUAUUCACAAAAGCCCCAAACGAAAUCCACUCAGUCAAGGCACCCGGACGCUGGGUCACUCCACUGUUCCUUCAGGUUGUCGACCAUGUGUCAAGCUGUGUAAGGAAACUGCCUGGAAAUGGACAUUUUGGACUGCUAAUGGGGACAUGGGACGGCAGUUACCUCUGAUCACUUGCGUGGAUUCUCCCGGAGCAGAACGACAGAAACCGCCAGUUACUUGUCCAGAUCUACAGCUGGAAUUGUGUGCUGAAGGAUCUAAAAACUCAUUUUAAUUUGGAUCUGGGAGAAUGUCUGAGCAAGGAGAACUGCCCCCGACCAUACUUGAAGAAGGGCAGACGGAGCCAGAGUCUGCCCCAGAAAAUGGCAUCCUCAAGUCGGAAAGUCUGGAUGAGGAGGAGAAGCUGGAACUGCAGCGGCGACUGGCAGCUCAGAACCAAGAGAGGAGAAAAUCCAAGUCAGGAGCAGGCAAAGGGAAGCUGACCAGAAGUCUUGCUGUCUGUGAAGAGUCUGCUCGACCUGGAGGGGAAAGUCACCAGGAUCAGGAAUCAAUUCACUUACAGCUUUCCAGUUUCCCCAGCCUGCAAGAGGAGGAUAAAUCUAGAAAGGAUGAUUCUGAGAGAGAAAAAGAAAAGGAAAAGAACAGAGAGAAACUCUCUGAGAGACCCAAGAUCAGAAUGUUAUCAAAAGAUUGCAGCCAAGAAUAUACAGAUUCUACAGGAAUAGACUUACAUGAGUUUCUAAUUAACACACUGAAGAACAAUUCCAGGGACAGGAUGAUACUCUUGAAAAUGGAGCAGGAAAUGAUUGAUUUCAUUGCUGACAGCAAUAACCACUAUAAAAAGUUCCCCCAGAUGUCAUCCUAUCAGAGGAUGCUGGUCCAUCGGGUGGCAGCGUACUUUGGAUUGGACCACAAUGUGGAUCAAACUGGAAAAUCUGUCAUCAUUAACAAGACCAGCAGCACCAGAAUACCAGAGCAAAGGUUUUGUGAACAUUUAAAAGAUGAAAAAAGUGAAGAAUCCCAGAAGCGGUUUAUCUUGAAGCGAGAUAACUCUAGUAUUGAUAAAGAAGACAAUCAGUCAGUUUGCUCCCAGGAAAGCCUAUUUUUGGACAACAGUAGGCUCCAGGAAGACAUGCACAUAUGCAAUGAGACCUAUAAGAAAAGACAGCUCUUUCGGGCUCACCGAGACAGCUCAGGAAGAACUUCCGGGAGCCGGCAGAGCAGCUCAGAGACUGAGCUCAGGUGGCCAGACCACCAGCGGGCCUGGAGCAGCACAGAUUCUGACAGCUCUAACCGCAAUCUGAAGCCCACCAUGACCAAGACAGCAAGUUUUGGGGGCAUCACGGUGCUGACCAGGGGCGAUAGCACAUCCAGUACCAGGAGUGCUGGGAAACUGUCCAAAACAGGUUCUGAGUCUUCCAGCAGCGCAGGCUCCUCAGGAUCACUGUCCCGCACCCACCCGCAGAGCACGGCCCUGACAUCUAGUGUGGCAGCUGGUUCUCCUGGCUGUAUGGCCUAUUCAGAGAAUGGAAUGGGGGGCCAGGUUCCUCCCAGCAGCACCAGCUACAUCCUCCUCCCACUUGAAAGCGCAACUGGCAUCCCGCCUGGAAGCAUCCUUCUUAAUCCACACACAGGUCAGCCGUUUGUGAACCCGGACGGAACUCCUGCGAUAUACAACCCUCCUGGAAGUCAGCAGACACUGCGUAGCACUGUUGGUGGGCAGCCCCAGCAACCCCCACAGCAGCAACCUUCGCCUCAGCCUCAGCAGCAGGUCCAGACAUCACAGCCCCAGAUGGCAGGGCCACUGGUCACUCAGUCUGUCCAGGGCCUGCAGCCAUCUUCCCAGUCUGUGCAAUAUCCAGCGGUCUCUUUUCCUCCCCAGCAUCUCCUGCCUGUAUCGCCAACGCAGCACUUCCCCCUGAGGGAAGAGCUGGCUGCACAGUUCAGCCAGCUGAGCAUGAGCCGGCAGUCCUCAGGAGACACUCCUGAACCUCCCUCUGGUACAGUCUACCCAGCCUCCCUCAUGCCACAAACAGCUCAGCCACCAAGCUAUGUCAUCACUUCUGCAGGCCAGCAGCUCUCCACAGGGGGCUUCUCGGACUCUGGCCCUCCCAUCUCCCAGCAGGUCCUGCAGGCCCCGCCCUCUCCGCAGGGAUUUGUACAGCAGCCUCCACCUGCGCAGAUGUCCGUAUAUUACUACCCAUCUGGUCAGUACCCUACCUCAACCACACAGCAGUACCGACCCUUGGCCUCAGUCCAGUACAGCGCUCAGAGGAGUCAGCAAAUACCACAGACCGCACAGCAAGCAGGUUACCAGCCAGUCUUGUCUGGUCAGCAGGGCUUCCAAGGCCUGAUGGGAGUACAGCAGCCAGCUCACAGCCAGGGUGUGCUGAGCAGUCAGCAAGGAGCCCCGGUGCACGGUGUGAUGGUCUCCUACCCAACCAUGUCUUCUUAUCAGGUGCCAAUGACCCAAGGUUCUCAAGCAGUGCCCCAGCAGACAUACCAACCGUCAAUCAUGCUGCCCAAUCAGGCAGGCCAAGGGUCACUCCCAGCCACCGCAAUGCCUGUGUACUGUAACGUCACACCGCCAACCCCUCAGAACAACCUAAGGUUGAUGGGUCCACAUUGCCCUUCUAGCACGGUUCCUGUCAUGUCUGCUAGCUGCAGAACAAACUGUGGGAGCAUGAGUAACGCCGGCUGGCAGGUCAAGUUCUGAGAGCUCAGGCUGCCUGCCUUCCACUUCAUCAGAUGUUAACUCAUGGCCUUCAAAGGAAGAGGAGACUUUAACGACUGGCUGAGGACUUCCAUGUACACUCAAUGUGCAAACAAAAGCUGCUGGUAUUCUGUACAAACUAAUCAAAGACUAAUACACACAUUAGCUGGUUAAUGGUGCAUAUUUCUGUCAUGUCUGCUAGGUAUGCCUUUCUAGCUUAGCUAGUGACAUGAAUUCAUCAAGGUAAGAUUUUCUCCUACCACUGAAUACCACUGUGUAGAUUACAAUAUCCCUGAUUCGGAUUAGUUUUGUACUUUGUGUUGAGUUUGUGAUGCUAAAAGUAUUUAAAUAUAUAUAUAUAAACUAAAUCACACGGUACCAAAGCUGUAAUGGAAAAAAGGAAAGAGUUAAGGAAUGGAAGGAAUAAUUUAUAUACACUCUAGAGUUUUCUUUUUUUAAAUGGAUAUAUAUGGUAUUGUAGUGUUUAAUCCAAAUAAAAGCUUAUUUGACCUUACGGAGGAAGGUCAUGUUUUUACCACCAGUUUGUUUC